Molecule: messenger RNA, 3254 nt
Organism: Limulus polyphemus (Atlantic horseshoe crab)
Lineage: Eukaryota; Metazoa; Arthropoda; Merostomata; Xiphosura; Limulidae
Product: NECAP-like protein CG9132
Exons: 7
Coding region: 54-857 (267 amino acids)
Biological process (GO): endocytosis
Cellular component (GO): clathrin vesicle coat; membrane
Source: RefSeq, a predicted model, not a curated record
UAUAUAAUAAGCAAAAAGUGUGAGAGGGAGUUUUCUAGUCCCAGCUGACAAAAAUGGAUCAGUAUGAACGUGUACUACUGAUAAAACAAGAAGUAUUUAUUUACAAAAUACCCCCACGAACUUCGAAUCGAGGUUUCAGGGCAACAGAUUGGAAGUUGGAUGCUCCAGACUUUACUGGAAGGCUUCGUGUUGUAGUAAAAGGAUCAGAAUGUAUCAUAAAGAUUGAAGACAAAAACUCUGGAGAACUAUUUGCCAAAUGUCCAGUUGACAAGUACCCAGGCAUUGCAGUAGAAACUGUGCUGGAUUCCAGUCGUUACUUUGUGCUACGGAUUCAGGAUGAUGCUGGCCAUUCAGCCUUUGUUGGUAUAGGAUUUGCAGAUCGAGGUGAUUCAUUUGACUUAAAUGUGGCUCUUCAGGAUCAUUUCAAGUCUGCAACGAAGGAUGAAGAAUUAGAGCAGGAAUGGGAGAAGGAUGGGAAGAAACAUUUAGAUCUCAGUUUCAAGGAAGGCGAGACUAUCAAAAUCAAUAUGAAUAUUGGAAAAAAAUCUGGAACAUCUCGACCAAAAGCCAAAGCUCCAAUUGGAUCUGGAAAUAUAACUGGUUUGCUCCCUCCCCCACCAGGAGGAGUGAAGAUUCCAAGUCCAUCAGAGUCUGUCUCUCCUGUAGUACCUCAGCCUACUCAACCUAACAGUACUGGUGCCAGCAUUUCUUAUGUGUCUGAUUUACUGGAUUUAGGAGAAACUGCUCCACAUUCCACAGGACCCAUGGAAAAUUGGGGAGACUUUGCUAGUGCUCAAGGCACUGCAAAUAAACCAGAUGGCAAUAAAGCAGGACAAGGGAGCUGGGUGCAGUUUUAAGUUUUUCACUUCUGCACAUCCACUCUAUUUACAUGAGAAGAUAAUUUCACCUCUUCCACAGAAUGAGGCAGCCUAUGGGAAUAUGCAACUGAAACACGAUGAGAAGUACUGUUGUAGUGUGUAUCUGGAGGGGUUAAUGUUUUGUGAAAUAUGGCUUGACAAACUAUUGAUGUUUAGUUGUUUAUUUUAUAGGGAACUGCUGUUCUACAUUUGUUUGGAGUUGUGCAAAGGAUAUACAAUAUGUGAUGUAUGUAGGGGACAACUGCUACAUUUUUUUUGACUUGAGAGUACCAGGAUACUACUUAUUUUGUGACUGGAUAUAUUUCUAGCAUUUGACAUAGGAUAAACAUCAUAUCAGUUGGUGGACAUACAACUGUAAUGUGGACAGAAGUGUAUUUAUUUCUUUUCUUUAAGUACAAGUCACUGUGAACUAAGUAAAAUUUACUGUAUUUGACUUUCCAACUUAUUACAGAUUAGUAAAUAAUUGCUGUAAUUUUACAAUAUAACUAAUGCUGUAUUUGACUGAGAAUUGGUUUGUACUUAGAUAUAUGUAGAAUAAUUACCUGUUAGCUAAGAGACUAUUAUAACGUGUGUAGAUGACUGAUAGAUUUCUGUGAAACUAUCAAUGUGAUUUCGAGUACUACUAUUCUGUGUGGUAUACAUAUGUGGAACUAUCUUCACUGUUUAGCUUGUUACUGUUGUUUGGGGUGAGAUGUUCUCUAUAUUGGUAAGCUAUAUGUAAUGUAUAUUUUUUCAGUUACUUAGUCUGCUGUACAGAGCAAAAUGAAAGUUGAGCAUAAAUUAUUUAAGCCAAAUAAAAAAUAAGUUUGGAUGUUAAUCUUGGCUGCAUAACUGAAUCAAAACAUGUGAUGAUGUUUAUAAUUUUAUGCAUAAAAAUCUUCCUGAUAAUAGUUUAUCUUUUAAAAGUGAGAACUGUAAUACAUUCUGCAUGUUAUUUUUUAUCUGAUCAUGGCCCAAGAUCUUAAUAUAGCAGCUGUUAUUUUAUAUAAAGUUGCUAGUACAAUUUUUAUUUCUUUAUUGGACCAUCCUUGCCUUCACUGAAUUGCUUUGAUAAUAGUUUCAAUGUAAUUGUUUUACUUUAAACUGGUUUUAUUUUACUUCCAAAAAGCCUUUUUUCUCAUUUCUUUUUCUGGAUCACAUGUCAUGAAAUUCUCUUUUUGCUUGUUCAGAUCUGAAGAAGUGAUAUAGAAAUUUGAUGAAACAUAACCCAGAAAAAGAAAGAUAAGAAGACUUUUCAGGAGUAAGGAAAACCAGUUUUAGACUUUAAAUUUUGAUGGCAUGGUCUAGUUUCUGAAAAAGUUAUGAACAAGUUAACAAAAGCCGUUUGUGCUACACUAAUUUUCCACUCAUUAUGUUCAACACUGAAACUAAUUUCUUCAUCAGUCAGUCUAACUCACAUGAUUGGUUGCAUCUUUUUACUCUUCAUAUAUGAUCUCUUGCUUUCUCAAUGAAUGUGAAAAGAACUUGCUCUUAUUAGACUCCUGUACCCAAGAUUUUACUCUUCAUAAGUCAAUUCUAAGUAACAUAAUGGAUUAACAUAUAUUUUGAGAAAUCCCUAUUUUAAGGUGCUUCAUAUUUAGAGAUGUCCACUGAGAGAUACUUCUAAGAUAACCAUCAUAUAACUUUUCUUUCCAAAAGAAUAUCACCCUGGUUUUUGAUUCUUGUUCAGUCUUUGAACCAUUUAAUGUUUUAUAGAUUUCUUUAUACAGUGAGUUUUAUUUGCUUUAUUAUAAUGUCCCUGUUUUAAUUGAUUCAUGAAACUGUCCUUGAAAUAGAAAUAAAAGCUUAUUGUGUGUCAGUUGAAAGUAAAUUUCAUGUUGUAAAGAUUUGUAAUAAGUUUAUAUCUGUAAGAAAAAGUUUUACUUACAUAAGUGAAGUCCAAGAUCCUAUACAGCAUGAUUUUGAUAUCAUUACUUAUAGUAAUGGAUAAAGUCAAUUGAUUACUGAAACGUAAUAUAUAGUUUAACUGUUUUAAACUCAAAAAAUUAUAAGUGAAGUUUGGGAAUAUGGAUAUUAGUUUAUCUGACAGUUCAUCAAAACCAACAAACAGUUUCAGUAGUAAAAUAAAAAGAUGUUGCUAAUGCUAGAAAAUUUGACAUUUUUCUGACAAUUAUUAUACUAUAAACUUGUUUAAAUACAGAGACCUAUGAAUGCUAAAAAUCUCUUUAGGGCAUUAAUUAAUAUACACAUUUAAGUUUGAAAUUAUAGAGAAUAAAUUCUGGUUGGUGUAGCUCACACAUGCACUCAUUAAAAGAAGAAAGCAAAGUACUUGCAUUUUUAGGACUAAUUUAAGUAAAACAUAAGAUAAUGAGUAAUAAUGGUUGGAGACGGCUUCAAAAGGCUAAGAAAAAAAACUUUAAUUUAAACUUUAAAUAA